Lepidothrix coronata (blue-crowned manakin) is the source of this 822-nucleotide messenger RNA. It is a transcript of the gene CIMAP3, whose product is annotated as primary cilia formation. Bases 114 to 710 code for a protein of 198 amino acids. The transcript is spliced from 6 exons. Lineage: Eukaryota; Metazoa; Chordata; Aves; Passeriformes; Pipridae. The record is from RefSeq and is a predicted model, not a curated record. Gene Ontology annotation, biological process: regulation of cell projection organization. Gene Ontology annotation, molecular function: cytoskeletal protein binding. Gene Ontology annotation, cellular component: ciliary basal body.
GGGCUGUUACUCACCCUCGGCUCUCCCCUGCACACCACGUGCUGCCGUGGCCUCAGCAGCCCCUGUUCUGCGUCCACAGCAACUGGAGCACACGGGCAGCCCAGCAGGGCAGGAUGUCAGCAGGGCAGGAGCCAAGGGAUGUGCAGAAGAAUGUCUCAUUUGGGACAACUCAGGAAAGGAAGAUGUUCCCCUACUACUACGCCCCAGACAGGCUGGGCAUCGAGGUGGCGGCCGUCGGGGGAAACCCGCUGGUUGGACCAGGCUGUUACCUGGGCCAGGAGACAACCAUCCUGCAACCCUCCCUGAGCACCAGACCCAUGAGCAGCAAGGGUUACGUGAUGGGAGCGAGGACAGGCCCACGCUUCAUGCCGAGGAACCGGACGGUGACCCCCGGCCCAGCAGCGUACGAGCCCUUCCGGAUGGAGAAGAGGAAGUGCCAACCUGCCUAUGCCCCAUUUUCCUCCAGUACACCACGAUUUUCAUCCAGGCCUCCAGACAGAGAACUUUUCCCUGGGCCUGGAACUUACAACAUAGAGCAGCCAUUGAACAAAAAAGUCACUUGGCCCAUGAGGUUUGGGUCUCCAGACUGGUCUUCAGUGCCUAAGCCACCAAAGAAGAUGGUAAAAAGAGAGGUGCAGGAGAUGACCAUGGACAAAGAAUCCAAAAAGCACCAGGAGCGAGUGGCCUACCUGAAGCUGUACUUUGACUGAGGGGCUGUGCCGUGCCCCCUCCUCUGGAGACACCCACCUGCACCACCAGGCUCAAAGAACCAAUAAAACGUCUCAAAUGUUUUAAAAUCCGAAUAAAAUCGUCUCAAACAGA